UUUCAAAGCUUCUCUUUUUAGAAAGAAUCUGCUAAUGAAUUGCUUUGGACCAUACUUGCUCAUCUAGCAGAGUGCCUUUGGACUUUGAAGAUGACGACCACUCUUUUGGUGCUGGAAGAGGAACUGGCUUCUGUUGACAGUGAGCUUCAGGCCGUGGAGAUCCAGGUGCAAGAGCUUCUGGAGCGCCAGCAGGAACUUAUUCAGAGGAAGACGGUGCUGAAGAAGAAAAUAAAGGAGUGUUCUGACGCAGAGAGCGGGGGGAGUAAAGACACAGAAUUGGCAGCUAUAGCUUGGAACAAGGAAGAUUUUCCUUGGUCCGAGAACAUCAGAAACGAGUUGCAGAAGAGCUUUAAGCUCCAGACGUUCAGGGCUUUGCAGCUGGAAACCAUCAACGUCACAAUGGCAGGAAGAGACGUGUUCCUCGUCAUGCCAACUGGCGGUGGGAAGAGUCUGUGUUACCAACUACCAGCAGUGUCUUCUGAUGGUUUCACCCUUGUGAUCUGUCCUUUGAUCUCACUUAUGGAGGAUCAGCUAAUGGUCCUGGAACAGCUGGGGAUUUCUGCCACUUUGCUCAAUGCUUCCAGCAGUAAGGAGCACGUGAAGUGGGUUCACGCUGAAAUGUUGGCUCGCAAUUCCCAGCUCAAACUGGUUUACGUGACGCCAGAGAAGAUUGCCAAAAGCAAGAUGUUUAUGUCCAAGUUGGAGAAAGCUCACCAAGCAGGAAGGCUUACGCGCAUUGCGGUGGAUGAAGUCCAUUGCUGCAGCCAGUGGGGACAUGACUUCAGGCCUGAUUACAAAUUGCUUGGGAUUUUGAAGCGGCAGUUUCCCACUGUGCCGUUGAUCGGGUUAACCGCGACCGCAACAAGCCACGUCCUGCAAGAUGCGCAGAAAAUCCUGUGCGUUCAGAAGUGCAUCACCUUCACCGCGUCAUUUAACCGGCCCAACCUGUACUACGAGGUUCGGCAAAAGCCUUCGAAUGCUCAGAGUUUAAUCGAGGACAUUGUUAAGCUCAUCAACGGAAGAUACAAAGGCCUCUCAGGAAUCAUCUACUGCUUUUCCCAGAAGGAUGCGGAACAAAUUACCGUGAGUUUGCAGAAACUGGGGAUCAAGGCGGGCACUUACCAUGCAAACAUGGAGCCCAAAGAUAAGAGCAGAGUUCACAAGCGGUGGUCUGCGAAUGACAUUCAGGUUGUAGUGGCCACUGUUGCUUUUGGGAUGGGAAUCGACAAACCGGACGUCAGGUUUGUGAUUCAUCACUCGAUGAGCAAGUCCAUGGAGAACUACUACCAAGAGAGUGGACGGGCAGGUCGGGACGACCAGAAAGCUGAUUGUAUCUUAUAUUACGGUUUUGGGGACAUGUUCCGAAUCAGUACCAUGGUGGUGAUGGAGAACGUUGGGCAAGAGAAGUUGUACAACAUGGUUUCCUAUUGCCACAACGUGAGCAGGUGUCGCCGGGUGCUGAUAGCUCAACAUUUUGAUGAAGCUUGGGACUCUGCCAGCUGUAACAAAAUGUGCGAUAACUGCUGCCGAGUGGAAUCGGUUGAGAAGAUGGAUGUGACCGGUCACUGCAAGGACCUUGUCAAUAUUUUAGCGCAAGUGGACCGCAUAAAAGAGAAAUUCACUCCUCUGAAGCUGGUCGAUGCCUGGUUGGGGAAGGGGUUGUCCAAGCUGGGAGUAGACGUUGUGGCCCCCAAACUCGCCCGGGACGCGCUGGAGAGAAUCGUCGCCUAUUUGAUACUGCAGCGAUAUCUGAAAGAAGACUUCAGUUUCACAGCAUUUGCAACGAUAUCUUACGUGAAGAUAGGCCCUCGAGCCGAUCUCUUGAAAAACAAGGCACACGCCAUCACUAUGCAAGUGAUAACAAGAGCCAAGAAUAGUACGAAGGUCCAGUCGCCUCCACUACGAAGCCUGGGAAGCCCAAGCGGAGAGAAACGGAAGGCUGCGCCCAAAAAAGGGGAAGGGGGACUCAAACGGUCUCCUCCGAAGCCCGCCUUCCAAGCGAAAAAGUGCAAACUUGAAUCCGAUGAAGAGGAGGAGGAGCUGAUGAUAAUUGAAGACUGAGGCAGUGGAUUUCUGCGACUGUAUCUCAAGCUGCCUUUGGAAGGCUGGGUUGGAGGCUAUAUAUAUUUUCCAGCCAGAACAAACCCCUUUGGCCAGAAAACUGAAAGGACUAUAGCAAGACGUGAAGGAAAAGACCAGCACUCCCCCCGGAUGUUUCUGAGUUGAUGGCUGCAGUUGAUGAGUUCUUUCAACAAAGAACACGGUUGGAUUUUUUUCUGUUCUCAUUUCUACAAAACUGCAUCUUUUACGGCGUACUUUGGGAUGGAAAAUAUGAGGUAGUUUCCGGGGGGCUUUAAAGACAUGUUUAGAAGAAAUUUUUGCUUCUGUUGCCUGCGUAAAGGUGCUUGUCGGAAUUACACUUUGAAUUGCUGCUGACCCCUUGUGGGAAACUUUCCCUUCUGGCUGUAACCAUUUGAAGAAAAAUCUGUUUCAUCAGCUGCCCUCCAGAGAAGGGGGCGGGGAGGGGGCGGAAUUUAGAAAUACGGGUUGAAGCCUACUACCAACUGCUAAGUUGAUUUGUCUUUAAACAAUGACAAAAGUGUUUUUUGGUUAUAGUGUCCAUAUUUGGAAGCAAAUUUGGAAAUACGUCACAACCUAGUACUUCAGAACCUAGGUGGGAAGGAGGCCCUGGCACAGGAAGGCAUUUUGUUCCAACGUAGAGUUCUUGUUUACAAUCCUCAGCGAUCAAAACACUGAAAUAAAAGGAGUGUGACAUUCAUUUGCAGAACAUCAAAA
This is a messenger RNA of Heteronotia binoei (common prickly gecko), 2796 nucleotides long. RefSeq names its product RecQ like helicase (gene RECQL). Gene Ontology annotation, biological process: double-strand break repair via homologous recombination. Gene Ontology annotation, cellular component: chromosome; cytoplasm. Gene Ontology annotation, molecular function: four-way junction helicase activity; nucleic acid binding; 3'-5' DNA helicase activity. Lineage: Eukaryota; Metazoa; Chordata; Lepidosauria; Squamata; Gekkonidae. Bases 91 to 2061 code for a protein of 656 amino acids. The transcript is spliced from 14 exons. The record is from RefSeq and is a predicted model, not a curated record.